AGUGGUGAAGACAACUAUAGUUUGUUAUUUUUUGUGGGAGGGUUGACUUAUUCUGUACUUUCUUCUGCAUGGCAUAUUGUGCAGUCUGGCUGGUAGUUCAUAGGAGUAUGGAGCUAUAGGGAAUGGGUUAGGGAUGAAAUAUUUUCCUACUCUUCCCAACAGGGGUAUAAAUGAAGUGACUAAGUACUUUGGAAUCUCUAGAGCAUUAUACCUGUCUUUGACACCCUAGGUAUUUUUGAUUCAAGGGCCAUUAUGAAAUUCCUUUUCUACUUCUCCCCAAUUUUCUUUUAAAGUAUAUAUUCAUUCAGCUUUCUGUCUAUAUAUCUAUGUUACCUAUCUAUCAUAUAUCUGUCUCUCUUAAUGGGGGAAGAAAGAAGAGAUCCCUUUAUAUAAGGCAGUACAUAAUAGAAUUCAUAGCUUCAAAGCACCAAUAUUAAGAACUUUAAGUUGGAUUGCAUAGGUGGGUCCCCACAUUUCACUCUCCUGCUUUUAACCUGGUAGUGGUAAGUGCUCAACUGAAGAAAUUUGUCUUAAAAGAAUUGUAUGGCAAGGAUAGUCAACCGUUACUAAGCAACUCAUGUUUAUGUUCUAGGUAGAAGAAUCAUAUUGGUUACACUUUCCAGUUGCUCUUGCUCUUUUUGCCUUUCACUUUGGUUUGAUAUGGUAUCAUGACCAGUUUUCUUAAAAUUGUUCAAUUAAUAAGAUUAAAUAUUGUGAUAAUAAAUAUCGGCUAGAACGUUGAUGUUAAUGGACGAUUGCCAGUCCCUCAAUUCCCAAAAUAAACCAUACUACUUUAGUAAUUAUAGUGGAGCAAAAGGUUAUAGGCAUUAUCUUUGAAAAAUCUUUUUGAGAUUUCUUUCCCAUAAUUAAAGGUGAUAGCUAGAGUAGUGUUUCAUAAGGUGGACCAUUUUAGUUUAAGGUUUAUUAUUCCUUUUAGUUCAUAUUGAUGCAGUUCUGCAGAUGGGAUCACAGGGGCUAGACAUUUAUGAUGCUGUUUCAGAAUCCUACGGUUAGAUUUGAAGUAAAAGUAGAUUUAGAUUUGGGGGAGGAUAGUUCAACAGCAUGGGUGAGAUAUUAGAAUUAUAGGUAGGAUUUGAGGCUUAAUGUGAAUUGACAGGUUGAAAUUAAGUAGCAAGGGUAUUUUCUGAUAUACUUAGUUUGUAAAUAAGUUCCUUUCUGUUCCCUUAGUAAUUUAAUUUUUAGCAGGAAUAUAAUUUUGAGUUCUAAAGCUCUUCACUGAAUUCUUCAGUAACUGUAUUAUGCAGCUAAAAUGAGGAAGACAGCUACUUUAGUCUAUAACACUUAGCUAAUCAUGGCAAAACAACGUUGAGACUUGGUUGAGAUAAUCAGGACAGUUUAGCUCCUUUUUGGUAACUGAAAUUUGCACUCUGUUUGUUGGAUAACUACAGAAAGUAUGUGCCUUUAUGCCUAUUCAAAAUAGAAAAGAUGAAGAAAAAGGUUAGAAGAAAACAAUAUCCGAGGAAAGAGUGUUUCAAUUUCAUUUAAUCUUCAGAAUUUUUACCAAUUUAUUACUUUAAGUACAUGCAAUAUGUUAAUGUCAGGCAAGAGAUUGAGUCCUCUCUUUGGUAGUACUUUAGCCAAAGUAAUCAUGACUUUAUUUAUAAAUUUUUGUUACUAGAAUCAAGUAAGGAAUUAAAGGUUUUAUUAUAAAUAGGUCUAAUUUAGUUUGAACCUGAUGAUUAUAUUAUUUUAAAAGAAUACUGUCUGGAUGUAGCAGUCUAAGUCAGUGCUUCUCAGAUCCUGAUAGGCAUAUAAAUCAACUGGGAAUCUGAUUAAUUCGUAGGUCUGGGGCAGGGCCUGAUAUUGUGCAUUUCCAGUGAGCUUCCAAGAGAUACCAUGAUGCUGGCUCUUGAGUUGCGAGAGUUUGAGGUACCAAAAGUGUCCUUGUAUAAAACAGGAGCGCUUUAAAUAUGGUUCAGUAGCACAGGAUUUGAGAACUGUAACUAAAACGGACUUUAUUGUGGUUGAUGAAUGGAAUAAAAAUGCUUUUUAGGGAUCAGAAGAAACAAAAAGGUUUCAUCUUUCAUAUUAAUCAGUGUUUGGAUCACUGGAAUAGUGAAGAAAUAGGCCCUCAUUAUAGGUGGUGUUUUAUAAUUAUAUAUGUUAUGUAUGCGUGUAUAAUACUAUGUAUUAAUAAUAAUAUAUAUGUUCUUUACAAGUAACUGCAUAAUAAUAAUAAUAGGUUUAUUUUAUUAAUAAUGACAAGGCAGAGAUUUUGCUUUCAUUUAGAUUGGUAUGGAAAGAAAAGAAGGGCUAGGGGUGCCUGUUACUGGAAUCCUUGAGGUUUAUAUGCCCUUAAUUGGCAUCACAUUUUAAAAAGUAAAGAUUUUUUGUGUGUUUAUAAAAUAUCACUAUUGCCAGUUUUAUUUUCAAAACAUAAAUUGUGACUAUAAUUUUUUGAAUAACAAAUUAUGAAUAUAAUUAAAUUAGCAUUAAAUAUAUUGGCAUUAGAUUUUGUAAGUAAAGUUUAAAAUUAUGUUUCUUUUAUGUAUUUACAUAGGUAAUUAAUAUUUAAAAAUCAGUAACCUUCAGAUUUGAGAGUUCCAGAUUUGGGUAUACAAAGCAAACUGAUUUUAAUAUUCUUUAGUUUGUGCUUUUUUGAAAUAUCAUUUGAAAUUUAACUUAAAUUGUUUGUAAUUAAAAGUGGGUAUUUGUGGGACAUUCAGUAUUUAUUGCCUGUGAUUUAAAAUAGACUGUAAUCUUCAUGACAAGAUUUAAGCAGAAGAGAAUUACAUGUCACGUCCCUCUAGUGAAUCCCAAAAUAGUAAAAGUUAACUAUGUGAAAUGUAUUUCUAAGUUCUGAUUGGUGUCUUGUAUUUGUUGUUCAUGAGGUGGCUGUGGAAUUCUCUAAACAAAUUAUCAUACUGUGAUUUCAGGGAUGGUUUUGUGAUCUUGUAAGAUUUUCAAAAAUUGUUAAUUAAAAAUUGAAAAGUAUGCCUUAUUCUGAAACAAAACUAAACUCAAUCAACUUAUAUAUUUUUUAGGAAACUUAAAUUCAGUUGUUAGCAGGCAGAAACAGGAAGACAGUUCCCUUUAAUGUUUCUUUUUUUUGUUUGUGGCAGCAUGUUGCUAUGGCUUCUGUAGUUCUUCAUAACCUCUCUACUGUUAGACACUUCUAGUUGAGGCAAAGGAGAGAUUAUAUUUGGUUUGCAGGGGAAGGGGUAGAAUGGCAUUUGGAGGGUUUAUAUGAGAAGGAGACUGUGGGAAGGCAUGGCAAAGGGAGGUGGCAGGGUACUAUGAAACUACCUACUACCGCCAUUGUUGGCCUUUUUCUCUAUCUGUCCUACACCCCAUUUGGAAGUUAAGCAGUGGAGUGGCAAAUUAUCUUGUGAAAGCUAAACAGAAGAAGAGAAGAAUGGAUACUUGAAAUGGUUUCCCAAUGAGUGGAUCAUGAUGACCGUAUUGUAGGGACUUGCCAUAGUAUGGCUGCUUCCCGAUCUACUCGUGUUACAAGAUCAACAGUGGGGUUAAACGGCUUGGAUGAAUCUUUUUGUGGUAGAACUUUAAGGAAUCGUAGCAUUGCUCACCCUGAAGAAAUAUCUUCUCAUUCUCAAGUACGAUCAAGAUCACCAAAGAAGAGACCAGAGCCUGUGCAGAUUCAGAAAGGAAAUAAUAAUGGAAGAACUACUGAUUUAAAACAGCAAAGUACUCGAGAAUCAUGGGUAAGCCCUAGGAAAAGAGGACUUUCUUCUUCAGAAAAAGAUAACGUAGAAAGGCAGGCUGUAGAAAAUUGUGAGAGAAGGCAAACAGAACCUGUUUCACCAGUUUUAAAAAGAAUUAAGCGUUGUCUUAGAUCUGAAGCACCAAACAGUUCAGAAGAAGAUUCACCUAUAAAAUCAGACAAGGAGUCAGUAGAACAGAGGAAUACAGUAGUGGACAAUGAUGCAGAUUUUCAAGGGACUAAACGAGCUUGUCGAUGUCUUAUACUGGAUGAUUGUGAGAAAAGGGAAGUUAAAAAGGUGAAUGUCAGUGAGGAAGGGCCACUUAAUUCUACAGUAGUUGAAGAAAUCACAGGCUAUUUGGCUGUCAAUGGUGUUGAUGACAGUGAUUCAGCUGUUAUAAACUGUGAUGACUGUCAGCCUGAUGGGAACACUAAACAAAAUAGCACUGGUUCAUAUGUGUUGCAGGAAAAGUCAGUAGCUGAAAAUGGGGAUUCGGAUACCCACACUUCAAUGUUCCUUGAUAGUAGGAAGGAGGACAGUUAUAUAGACCAUAACGUGCCUUGCACAAAUUCAGAAGUGCAGGUCAAGUUGGAGGACCACAAAAUAGUAACUGCCUGCCUGCCUAUGGAACAUGUUAAUCAGCUGACUACUGAGCCAGCUACAGUCCCCUUUUCUGAAAUUCAGUCAUCCUUAAGGGAUUCUGAGGAGGAAGUAGAUGUGGUGGGAGAUAGCAGUGCCUCAAAAGAGCAGUGUAAUGAAAACACCAAUAACGCCCUGGACACAAGUCUUGAGAGUAUGCCAGUCUCUGGAGACCCAGAAUCAUCUUCUGUUCUAGACUGUGUUUCAGCUCAAAUGAUGUCUUUAUCAGAGCCUCAAGAACAUCGAUAUACUCUGAGAACUUCACCACGAAGGGCGGCCCCUACCAGAGGUAGUCCCACUAAAAACAGUUCUCCUUGCAGAGAAAAUGGACAAUUUGAGGAGAAUAAUCUUAGUCCCAAUGAAACAAAUGCAACUGUUAGUGAUAACAUAAGUGAAUCUCCCACAAAUCCUGAUGAAAUUUCUCAGAAUGAAAAAGGAGUAUUUUGUGACUCUGAAAAUUAUGGGAGUGAAGGACUAAGUAAGCCACCCUCAGAGGCAAGACUUAAUAUUGGACAUUUGCCAUCUGCCAAAGAGAGUGCCAAUCUGCACAAUACAGAAGAAGAAGAUGAUGAUCCUGAUGUUUAUUACUUUGAAUCAGAUCAUGUGGCACUGAAACACAACAAAGAUUAUCAGAGACUGUUACAGACGAUUGCUGUACUUGAAGCUCAGCGUUCUCAAGCAGUCCAGGACCUUGAAAGUUUAGGCAAACACCAGAAAGAAGCACUAAAAAAUCCCAUUGGAUUUGUGGAGAAACUCCAGAAGAAGGCUGAUAUAGGGCUUCCGUAUCCACAGAGAGUUGUUCAAUUGCCCGAGAUUGUAUGGGACCAAUAUACCAAUAGCCUUGGGAACUUUGAAAGAGAAUUUAAAAAUCGUAAAAGACAUACUAGGAGAGUUAAGCUAGUUUUCGAUAAAGUAGGUUUACCUGCUAGACCAAAAAGUCCUUUAGAUCCUAAGAAGGAUGGAGAGUCCAUUUCAUAUUCUAUGUUGCCUUUGAGUGAUGGUCCUGAAGGCUCAAACAGUCGUCCUCAGAUGAUAAGAGGACGCCUUUGUGAUGAUACGAAACCUGAAACAUUUAACCAACUGUGGACUGUUGAAGAACAGAAAAAGCUUGAACAACUACUCCUGAAAUACCCUCCUGAAGAAGUAGAAUCUCGACGUUGGCAGAAGAUAGCAGAUGAGCUGGGCAAUCGGACAGCCAAACAGGUUGCCAGCCGAGUGCAGAAAUAUUUCAUAAAACUAACUAAAGCUGGCAUUCCAGUUCCAGGCAGAACACCAAACUUAUAUAUAUACUCCAAAAAGUCUUCGACAAGCAGACGACAGCACCCCCUUAAUAAGCAUCUGUUUAAACCUUCCACUUUCAUGACUUCCCACGAACCACCAGUAUAUAUGGAUGAAGAUGAUGACCGAUCCUGUUUUCAUAGCCACAUGAACACUGCUAUUGAAGAGGCAUCAGAUGAAGAAAGUAUUCCUAUCAUGUAUAGGAAUUUACCUGAAUAUAAGGAGCUAUUACAGUUUAAAAAGUUAAAGAAGCAGAAACUCCAGCAAAUGCAAGCUGAAAGUGGAUUUGUACAACAUGUGGGCUUCAAGUGUGAUAACUGUGGCAUAGAACCUAUCCAGGGUGUUCGGUGGCACUGCCAGGAUUGUCCUCCAGAAAUGUCUUUGGAUUUCUGUGAUUCUUGUUCAGACUGCCUACAUGAAACAGAUAUUCACAAGGAAGAUCACCAAUUAGAACCUGUUUAUAGGUCAGAGACAUUCUUAGACAGAGACUACUGUGUGUCGCAGGGCACCAGUUAUAAUUACCUUGACCCAAACUACUUUCCAGCAAACAGAUGA
Messenger RNA from Ailuropoda melanoleuca (giant panda), 6155 nucleotides. RefSeq names its product zinc finger ZZ-type containing 3 (gene ZZZ3). The record is from RefSeq and is a predicted model, not a curated record. The transcript has 12 exons. Gene Ontology annotation, molecular function: zinc ion binding. NCBI's taxonomy places the organism in Eukaryota, Metazoa, Chordata, Mammalia, Carnivora, Ursidae. Bases 3444 to 6155 code for a protein of 903 amino acids.